This is a messenger RNA of Amaranthus tricolor (Joseph's coat), 1520 nucleotides long. RefSeq names its product guanine nucleotide-binding protein subunit gamma 4-like. Bases 364 to 873 code for a protein of 169 amino acids. The transcript is spliced from 5 exons. The record is from RefSeq and is a predicted model, not a curated record. Lineage: Eukaryota; Viridiplantae; Streptophyta; Magnoliopsida; Caryophyllales; Amaranthaceae.
ACCGUUUUCUCCGCCGUGUCAUUUUGUCAUCAUCUUCCCUUUUCCUGUCUUACCCCGUCCAAUUCAACAAACUUGAAGGUCAAUUUCGUAAUUUGAAACUUCCCUCUGUAAAAGUCACGUGACAUCUGCACUGUCUCAUUCAUAUCAGUCUUUCUUUUCUGCUCUGAUUAUAGUCCUCUUCAUUUAUUCAUCAGUUCAACUUUAUUAUGGUGCCACAUUGUGAAUGCACUUAUUACGACGUCGUUUUGAUGUUUGGUGUUUAGCCUGCUCCCUUAGCUCUCCAGAAUAUGUGCAUGAGUAUUUAGGUUUAUACAAAUAAUGAUAUAUAUGAUCUGUUGAGUGUAGAAAGAAAGAAAGAAAGAGAUGGGGGAUGAGUCAAUGCCAAUGCCAAUGCCAAAGUCACCACCUGGAUUAAUUCAAUUGUAUGCAAAUCGUCGUCACCAAGCUAAACUUCAGGUUUUAGAGAGGGAAAUUGGUUUCCUUCAGGAGGAAUUGCAGUCACUCGAUAAAGUUCAGCCUACUUCUGGGUGCUGCAAAGAAAUCAAUGACUUCAUUGCAACAAAACAAGAUCCCUUGAUAGCUGUAAAAAAUCUGAAGCCUAAUCAGUCAAACUCUUCGUGUUUGUGUUCGUGUUUGUGUAUGAGAAUUAGUGGAUGCUGUCGAUCAAAGAACAAACAACAGCAGCAGGCACGAAAAACCCGGUGCAGCGCGAGCUCAAGGGAGAGUUGUUGCUGUCCUAAAUGUUGUGCUAUAAAAGGGUGUUCAUGCUUUAAACAAAAUUGCUGCUCUUUUAAGUUUUGCUCUAUGAAUUGUUGUAAGGUAAAGCUUUGUCCCAAUUGUGUGAAAUGUUGUUGUGCUUCCUGCUGCUAUUGAACAAUUAAUGGGCCUUUAAUUUUGUUUCAUGCAUAUUUCUAAGUUAAUUGUUGUAGGGCCAUUAUUUGUAUCCCUUAGUAGAUAUCUCAAAGGGAUUGCAACAUUUUUGUGUGACCCCCUCCAUUAUGUAGAUUAUUGAGUCUACUUUUUUCCGUUUCUUAGUUCAAUUUUACUAUAUGUAUUACGCUGGUUGACGCUCUAAAAUAUGUUAUAUGCUCUAAUACACCCCCCUCAUAUGAGAGGGCUUGAAUUUAAGAGGUGGUUUGAGAUUCGAACUCAUAUCCUCUUGUCACGUUAGCUUCUGAUACUAUGUCAAGGAACCAACUCAAUCAAAAGCUUAAGCUGAUAGUGGAGGCUUCAGGAUAUGUUAUAUACUCUAACAUACAAUUUGCGUCUCUUGUAGGUGAUUCAAUUUAGUUUGGGUUUUAUAUUAAUGCACUCAAACUCAAUAUAAUUUAGUUCUUUUCAUCACUGACUGUUGAAAUGUGACUCUUCCUCUUGAUUGUAUGAUAUUUGAGUAUAUUGGUAUGGAGUGUGGGAGAAUGACUUGUAGCAUGAACAAGGUGGAGUGAAUGAUGGUGCAAAGCAUGAUGUGAAACUUGGUAAGAAAGGAACUUAGGUAUCUGUGAAGGUUGUUGCAUAAGAAG